AACAUUUGUCUGUAAACAUCCCUUGAGUUGUUGUAUGAAAAAUUGUGGUAGUUAGAUUUGAAUAGCAUAUUUUUUUGACGAAACGUCUUAAAUAUAAUUUAACUAUGGCCCAUCAGACCAUGAAGCAUGAUGCUCCGUCCACAGCAGCAAGUUGUGAUGAAGACUAUCACCUCUCUUACAAAUAUUUACUCCGCCAGAGGCUGUCGCUGGACAUUAAAACCUGUUUUAAACUUGGGACAAAAACCAAUGCUGGUGCUCCCCAAAGAAGUGAGUACCUGUGUGCUGAGAGGAUUCCUAAGAAAAAAACCCUCACUGGCACUCGCUCAAGCCAUGUACCCAAAGAAGCAAAGGACCUUAAGCACCAGAAGUCUGCUAAAAAGCCCUUGCUUUUAAAAGCAAUGCAAGAAUACAGAAAAACGCUGAAGGGUCACCAGUGCACCAAUGUGAAAAAACAUCUGGAGAAGAAUGCCAGCUAUGGAUGUACACAGCCUAUGGUGCAUUCCAUCAAUGAGCAACUUCCUUAUAAGCAACUCCAAGAAGAUCUGACAAGUCACCAUAACUUUGGAUCAGUGAACAACGACUUGAAACACAAGCAAAUCUUAGAAGUGCUUGAGCCCGGUGCUGGAUACCAGAAUGCCUCAUCGAGAUCAUCUCAUGAGGUGCCAAUACUUACCUCCUUUGUUAGACACGAGGCGGCCAACGUACAGAAACAUCACCUAAGUGCUAACUAUAAAUGCACACCCAUGGUGAAUGACUCUUGUGAGGGUCAGACAUCAAAACAUUUCAGAAAACAUGGAAGCUCACUAUCACCUCAGCACUUUAGUGAACACCAGAGCAGCAAAGCAAAACCUUUGAUAAAUCCUCCAGCACUCCAAAUGUAUCAAAGCCCUUCUGGUGAUGAAGAUCAAACUCAGCAAGAACGACAAGAGGCAGCUCAUCUCACAAAAAUGGGACUGGACUGCAAUUUUAGCCAAGAGAGCAGACCAUAAACUUUGCUGUUAUUUCAAACAACUAGACAGAAUUGCUACUGCUAUGUGCAAGAUUUUUUUUUUUAAAUGUCUGCAACUAUUUGCUUGUGAAAUAAAUAUAUAAGCAUG
Molecule: messenger RNA, 1097 nt
Organism: Misgurnus anguillicaudatus (oriental weatherfish)
Lineage: Eukaryota; Metazoa; Chordata; Actinopteri; Cypriniformes; Cobitidae
Source: RefSeq, a predicted model, not a curated record